GUCAAUAUAUCAGGGGCGUUUUGAAACCGACAGGGGCACGUUCUCGGGAUCUUUCUCUGCUUCAUUGCGGACCCGUUAAAGAAUAUUCACUUUUUUCUGGUAUCAUCUUGAUACCGAAAGUCACUACUGCACUGGCUGUCAGUCUAAACUGAUGCUGUCCCAGGCGCUGCAUUCAGAAAUGGGCUGCGAACCUGUCAUGAGGACCAGGUAGUAGAUCGUUAUCACUGCCAGAACGCCGACUUCCAAUUAUUUUGCAGGCAGCAACGUGUCGUCAAACGAUUCUUGUCAUUUGGAAUUUGGAAACUGGAUAGACUUCAGAAAGAAUUAUUUCGAAGAGAUCCCUCCAAAGAUCAUGUUCGAAUACAUGCAACAACCGAUUCACGCAGACCAGAUGACGGGGAGAGGCCCCUUCCUCUCCUCUUAUACGAACUCAAACCGUUCGUCCCAGACAGCUGAAAGACGCUCUUUUCCUGUGGCAUGCUAUGACAGAUGUCAAAUUCACACUCUCGUUGCCAACGCGUGCCUUUUCCUCGUGUAUCAUGGACGGUAAUAGACGCCAAGCACAGAUUUUUAUCCAGGGGUCUAUGCUAAAACACCUAAUCCCUGCCGUACUAUAUAACGGACAGUGUCCCAUUAUAUCCGUCUGCAUUCCCUCCCUACGAAAAAUGUUCAAGGCUGCAGCUGUCCUUGGUUUCACCGUCCUUCCUGCCUUGGCCUCCGGUCCUCUCCCCAGGAAAAUAGUGGCUCGGGAGCUAGUGGCAAGAGAUGACGGUGUCAUCCCAGCUCUCCUGCGCACUCCUUUCCCCAGAUCGUUAGACGGCCUCGUAGUUCGUCAAACCGGUACUUGUGAAACUGGAUACCUCCCUUGCAGUGAUGGAAGCGGCUGUUGCCCAGUCGGCGAAUACUGUGGGACGUGGGGAGGUUUGUUGGGAUGCUGUCCUAACGGUGAGACCUGUGUGGCCAACAAUAACCAGGAAUGCGACUACGUGGGAUACACGCUAUGCUCUGGCGAGGACUUCUGUUGUCCUGCUGGUGAUUUGUGCUACCGUGAUAGCACUGGCUCUCCUGCUUGCAGCGAUCUAUCAAGCGGAGGCACAUCGAGCUUCUUGAUCUCAAGCGCCUUGGGGACUACCUUCGUUUCUGGUACAACUAAGGCUGCGGUUACCAGUACCACAGUCUUGCGCAGCAGCAGUGCUUUAGGAUUCACGACAAACGUCCAGGCCGGCACCACAUCUAGUCCCACCGGUAUCACUCGCAGCGUUGCUACAACGAUCGCUGCGGCUGGAGAUGCGUCCUCGUCCUCGUCCAGCAGCAUCAGUUCUGCGGCGAACAGCCAGACAACGGGUCUUAGUGGACUCGGUCGUAAUGGUGCAGGAAUAAUUGGCGUGUCGUUCAACAUCGUUGCAUUUGCCGUCUGUUCUACGCUUGGUUUCACCAUCUUUAACUAGAUGUAGGAUACCUCUCCCUUAUGACUUUUGCCAUCGCUUUCCUCACCGGACAAAAAGUACUACUCUCCUUUCAAUUGAACGCAAUGUGCCCUUUGUUACUGCAUCCUGAUCAUCAGCAAUAAACGUCUCAAUUGAGG
This is a messenger RNA of Guyanagaster necrorhizus, 1585 nucleotides long. RefSeq lists its product as uncharacterized. Lineage: Eukaryota; Fungi; Basidiomycota; Agaricomycetes; Agaricales; Physalacriaceae. The record is from RefSeq and is a predicted model, not a curated record. Bases 483 to 1448 code for a protein of 321 amino acids. The transcript has 5 exons.